Molecule: messenger RNA, 4116 nt
Organism: Durio zibethinus
Lineage: Eukaryota; Viridiplantae; Streptophyta; Magnoliopsida; Malvales; Malvaceae
Source: RefSeq, a predicted model, not a curated record
UCAUAAAUUUAUUUUAAUUCAACACUGAAAGCUGCUUUUGGAGUUGGAAUGGAAGCUUUAGUAAUUUUGUUCUGCCUGCUGUUUUCUAUUAAGAACAAGUUGAUUAGCAAAUGGGAUUUGGCAAUGUAGCUUCCACUUACCCUAGCCUAGAUUGGUUAUAAAAAGUUAGCUACAAAUUGGUAUUUUUGUGGUUUAGUAGUGCACUAUCUAUAUUACCAAGUUAGCUGCCUGCCAUUUUAGCUUCUGAAUUUGCUUCCUGUUCACUUUUUGGAUUAUAUCAUCAAAUCCAUCCCGAGUCUGAUAAUAUCUCCAAUGAUCUGAGCAAAUAAUUUUAUAUGUGCUUGGCAUUUGGCAAUUCUUAUUGUCAUCUGAGUAUCUGGCUUUGCUUUCUUGUUGAUGCUUUCUACUUUUUACUUCUUAACAUUGUGUAGAUGGUUUAGGAAAAACUUAGUUUUUUCAAAAUUGAUUUUUGGAAUGUUUCGAGUACCUCUUUAACUGCUUUAUUCUUUCCAAUUUUCUGCUCAGCAUAGGUUUUCUCCUUUUAAAGUUAAAAGAAAUAGUACCCCUUGUAGUCCUCUUGCUGAGCACCAUAUGUGCACUAUGGGAACCGAGGCAUUGGAUAUAGCGGCUUCAAUUCUGACCAUUCAAUCAUCUUAUAUUUACGUGGUAAGGCUGGUGGUGAUACCAGCCAUAACUGGAUGUUCAAUUGAAUUGAAGUAAUACUUUUUACUGGCUGUCACUGAUGUCUCAACACAGGCAGCUUUCUCAUGUAGCGUAGAUACAAGUUCCCAUCUUAUUGAAUGGUCAAAAUUGAAGCCGCCUGUUUACUCACCUAUAGCUCUCUACUCUUGCACCGCACUACAGCCGUCCCCUGAAGAAAUGGUUGAAAUAUGCAUUUGAAACUGGGGCAAUGGCCUUAACAUGGCUUUUUAUUCUACAUGGUGGUCAGUCGUUUCACUUGGAGGAUGGUCUGACUAUAGCUUUUCAUUCUAGAACCUGGAUGGUGGCCAGGCAUUUGCACUGGGUUGGGUGGAAGAUUUAUUCUAUUGAACUCUUUUUCUCUAAAAUUUUAAGCACUCGAAAGUGUGUGGGCUUGUUUGCCCCCAUUCUGAGUUCUUUAAAAUAUUGUAUUGUGCCCUUAUAUUUGUCCAUCGAAGACUUUCAAGCUAAUGGCCUGGGUAGGACUCAGUAUUUACUGGCCGGACAGCGGCUGCCUGUCAGCCUUACGCUUCAAGGCUAGGUGCUGAACCUUUUGGCCAAAAGUCAUGACUCAUGAUUCCCUUCUUGACUCUUGAAUUAUUUUGGUAAACUCUAGUUACUCCAUAAUAAUGAAUGAGAUUCACUUGACUGACCGGCGGUGUUAGGAAAUGUUUGAAUCUCUGCCGUGCAGUGUGGGGAAAUGUUUGAAUCUCAAACCACCGAGUCAUCUGGCCAGAGAAGGAACAAAAAUAAUGUUUCUGAUUAAGCUAUCUGCCAGUACAGGGGCACAAAAAAUCUUCGUUCAGUUACUUAUUCUAGUGUUGCUAGUUUGUUAAGUUGGACGUGAAAUGAAACUAAAUCAAUCAUGCAAGUACUGCUAGAAUAUGAUGAAACGUAUUUCUAAACAGUUUCUUUUUUGGGGGGUACAGUGGCUCUUUUUACGUGGUUAAUCAGUAACCAUGUUCAUCAGUAAUAAGGCCGCAAGGUAGCACAUACUGAAGGGCUUGGCUUUUAUGAAGACUUUCCCAUGAGGAACGCUGGAUGCGGACUCCUAACUGGUUACCCACAUAAUCCAUCAAUUGUAAAGGCUAAUCGAUUGAAACUCAAUGAAGAUUAACAUGCUACAUGAUUGGGGUUGCAAAAGCUACUUCAUUGGAAAGUCGAUAACUCAACUUCAAAUAACUAUUCAAUGUGUUUCCUUCGAUUGGAAGACCUUUAUUGUUGAUAAGAUGAGAAAAUAUUUUCCUUUUUGAAGUUUUUGUUCCUGCAAAUCCCUUCUAGGGAUGAUCCAAAAGCAAAAGUAGAUGCAGGAUCUACGUCUUCAAUUUCUUCAAUAACUUUACCCUUCGCACGUGCCUACAAAAGAAAUCUGGGAAAACAAGGCCUUCUUUGCUGCAAGUGCAACUCUAAUAAGUCAAACUGUUAAGGCCCAUAUACGUGGCGAUAUCUUAUUGGUUUAAUUGCAAGUUUAACGUGGUUGAACAGCGUGUAUAUCGAAUCUUUAACAAUUCAUUGAAUUCAACGUCUCCGGAUACAAAAGAAGGUCCCAAUCCACAUUCCAAAUCCCAACGGCCAAUAACAGCUGUCUAUCUUAACGAUUAAGAUCUGUUAUCGACAAGGACCAAAGUCUUCUCCGAACUCUGUUAACGCUUCUCUUCUGAUCCUCCGAGGCUGCUUUAACAACCAACCGACUCUUUGGAGAUAAAAUAGCUUCUUUUAUUAGCCUUUUCUGUUCCUGAUUCCUGGUCUAUAUUCUUUGUUGCUAUUAGUAUUAUUAUUCCAUUUUGAGCUUCAACCCAAGAGAAUAAUACCCAGAAAAGAAUAAUGGAUGAGAUGAAAGACAAAUGGAAUGGAUUCACGAAGAAGGUCAACAACCAAUUUUCAUUAUCAUCUUCUUCAUCUGGUAAAUUCAAGGGUCAUGGUAGAGUCUUGGGUUCCUCUUCAUCUGGACCUGUUAACCCUAUCCUUAUGCAUCCCACCCAAACUCAAAUUCCCACUCCAAAGCCUACCCCUUCUUCUUCCUCUUCGAAUUCUAAGCCUCUUUUGCAUUCAAAACCACCAAAUUAUGAUCAAAACAAGCCCAGUUCUAUCAAUAAUCUCGAACCAACUGGCAAAAGGGAAAAUGGGUUUGAUCCUUACAACUCAUUGAUCACUUGUAGCAAGGUAUCCAAGAAUGGUUUUACUUUAAAUGUGUUUGAGUGUCCGAUUUGUGGUGCUUCUUAUAGGUCUGAGGAAGAGGUGUCUAUACAUAUAGAAACUUGUGUUAAUACUAAUUCGUCAGAUAGAAAAGGCCAUGAUGGUGAUAUCAGGUCGAAUGAGAAUGAGUCACAAGAGUCUAGAAAUGAAUUGGAGGUUUGUGUUGGUUCAUUUCUUUCAGGAAAGCCACCAGAAGGGGCGGUUGAGGUGGUUCAUAGGUUGUUGAGGAAUAUAGUUAAGGAACCUGGGAAUGACAAGUUUAGGAAGAUUCGGAUGAGUAAUCCGAGGAUAAGGGAAGCAGUUGGUGAUGUGGCAGGAGGAGUUGAACUGUUGGUGUUUGUUGGAUUUGAAUUGAAGGAGGAAGGAGGGGAAAUGUGGGCAGUUAUGGAGGUUCCUAAAGAGGAGCUGAUUAGUUUGAUUAAUAAGGCAAUAAUGUUGUUGGAACCGGGAAAGAUAGAACAACUUAAGCAGAGUGAGAAUAUUUCCCCUGCAGCUCCAGCUGAGAAAGAGGAAAGUGUUGAGCCAAAGAAGAUUGACAGACAGAUCCAGGUUUUCUUCUCUGUACCUGAGAGAGUAGCAGCAAAAAUCGAGCUACCAGAUUCUUUCUAUAACCUCUCAGCUGAAGAGUUGAAGAGAGAAGCAGAUAUGAGAAAGAAAAAGAUUGCAGAAUCCCAGUUUUUAAUUCCUAAAUCUUACAAGGAAAAGCAAGCAAAAGCAGUGAGGCAGAGGUACAGAAGAACAAUAAUUCGCAUCCAAUUUCCUGACGGAGUGGUGCUUCAAGGUGUUUUUGCUCCUUGGGAGCCAACUAGUGCUCUCUAUGAGUUUGUCAGCUCUGCACUGAAAGAACCUUGCUUGGAGUUUGAGCUGUUAGAUCCUAUACUGGUUAAACGGCGGGUGAUCCCUUCUUUUCCUGCAGCAAGUGAGAAACCCAUAACGCUAGAGGAAGAGCAGUUGGUCCCCUCAGCACUUAUCAAGUUCAAGCCUAUUGAAACAGAUCACAUCGUCUUCACAGGACUGUCUAAUGAACUCCUGGAAAUCAGUGAACCCCUCGUAACCAAUUGAGUACAUGAAUUUUCUUUUACAUUGGUUUUAAAGCUGUCAAUUCAUAUUGUAAUUUUUCGCUAAAACCUUAAUUCUUUCCCGUUUGACAUUUGUUAGUGCACUUGUCAAUAAUUGUUAAUGUCCUUGGAGGAAGCCUGAGUCCACUUGUUUUUGUGUUUA